AUUGAAUUCUGGAGACGAUGUUGGUGCCGCCGUUGCCCGCCGACGUCGACUGGGAAGGGCUGUCAUCCCUCGCCACGGCCCCCUCUGCAUUGCAUGCACUUUUGCGCAACUCCAGUGUGGUGCUGGACGUACCUGUGUCGGUAAUGGGCCAACCACCGUUGUUGUUUGCAGCGUCCAUGUACGACGAAGACAUGGCGAUCCUGAUCUUGUCACAGAGACAGCGCCUCCAUGUUGACGUCAACGCCGUGGAUAACCAUGGGUUCACGGCGCUGCACUAUGCUGCAGACGCCGACGCAGUCGACUUGGUACGCGCGUUGUUGCAAUGCGCUGACAUUGACUUGCAUGCCACGUCAGAAGAUUUAUCAGUACUAGGACACGUCGAAAGUGGAGGGCGAACCCCAUUGCAUCUUGCUGUCAUUCGUGGGAACCUCGCUAUCGUUCAGAUGCUUGUCGACCAUGACCCAACUGUCCUGGUGGAUCUCGAUUGGGACGAGAACUCUGCUGCACAUCUCGCCCAGUUGCACGGUCGCUCGUCGAUUGAACAAUUUCUUUGGACUCGAUGCUCGAACAAGGCACAGUGGCCGUCGUUGUCGACAGUAGGUCUCGAUGAGCUCAGACGUACGCAACAAACUGCUGCCGCUGCCCGAUACACUGCGAGCCUAUCGGUUCCACCGACCUUGGACAGAGUUCACGUGCUUCGGAACAUCUUGACCCCGGACGAAUGCAAUUUUGUCGUUCAUGCGUUGACAGCACACACGGAUCGCGUCGGGUGGCAGACUAAGCGGCACACGGCGUAUCCAACGACGGACUUGCCCAGUUACUCCCUCCCCCAUAUUGACGUGUGGAUGCAAGCAAAGUUGCGCAACCGACUGUUUCCUGCGAUCCAAGCAGCAUACGGCUUGCCACCGACGGCGUUGCUAUCGUUUCGGGAUCUGUUUUACGUCAAGUACGAAAAGGUCGAGGCAUCUGCCACGGUUCAGAACUCGUUGGGGCUGCAUUGCGAUGGCUCGAUCUUGUCAUUUAACGUGCUGCUGAACCGCCGGGACGCGUUUGUGGGUGGCGGAACCUACUUUGCCGCUACCAACUCGACAGUGCACAUUGAACAAGGGGACGCUGCAGUCCACAGUGGCCGAGUCGUGCAUGGAGCAGCCCCAGUGGAAGCUGGGAAGCGGCUUAUCCUCGUGGCAUUUCUCAACGUCCGUCAACGUCGAAAGAAGGAAUAGUGGACCAUCGCGCGUCCUGUCAAGCUUUGGCCAAGACAUGGAUGGGGCUGGCAGUUUGUAGGCACGGGGACUUGCUGUGAAGCAUACCUUUCGCCUGCCCGCAUCCCCUGCCCCAAUGCAUCGGCUGUAGCCUACUCUUCAUGCUUUGGUCAAGCAAAUUCAACCCCCCGUUGUUCUUGUGGCA
Aphanomyces invadans is the source of this 1407-nucleotide messenger RNA. RefSeq lists its product as hypothetical. Gene Ontology annotation, molecular function: protein binding; oxidoreductase activity, acting on paired donors, with incorporation or reduction of molecular oxygen; iron ion binding. Bases 18 to 1223 code for a protein of 401 amino acids. The record is from RefSeq and is a predicted model, not a curated record. The transcript is spliced from 6 exons. NCBI's taxonomy places the organism in Eukaryota, Oomycota, Saprolegniomycetes, Saprolegniales, Verrucalvaceae.